CCUCGCCUUAUUGUGGUCUAAGAAGGUGGCGAAUUUGUUUGCUGGAUUAUGGAAGCACUCCUGACAUGCGGUGGCGGGAGUGCCCAGCCUUAUCCCAGCUCUCGUCUGAAUCCCAGCCCUCGCCAUUUCUGCUCUUCACUUAGAUGCUCGCUCCUGGAUUCUCACUCCAUAAGUCUCUUCAAGUGCGGAAAGAGGCGUCUUUUAUGUCACACGAUUUCAUAUCCAGAGCUCCGGCCGCGGACUCCAGCUUCUGGCGGACCUGGAUUUCGUGGCACUGGCGAUGAUAACCUCGGAAAACCUCAUGCAGUUCACGAGACUGAAGAUGAGAACUUUAAUAAGCCCAAAGGUGUUGCUGCGAUGCUAGAGAGCGCGAUUCCACAAGGCGAUUCCGCUAUAAUUUCCGCCUGCUCCAUUGGUCUUCUAACCGGCAUCUGCGUUGUACUCUUCAACACUGCAGUGCAUGAAAUACGUGACUUCUGUUGGGGUGACAUUCCAUAUUGGGGUGCCUCAUGGUUACGAGAGGAGCCCAGAGAGUUAAUUUGGAGACGUGUAAUCUUAGUUCCAGUUUGUGGGGGUAUGGCAGUCAGCUUACUGAAUUUUCUGCUCACCAGAUUAGCGGUAUCCAGUGAAGGCGAUUCAGGAUCACCCAUUCAGUAUGUGACACAAUCACUUUUAAAGACAAUGGCUGCUUGUGCCACACUGGGAACGGGCAAUUCAUUAGGACCUGAAGGUCCAAGUGUUGAAAUUGGUAAUUUCAUUGCAAAGGGAUAUGGUGCUUUCAUUGAUAAGGGUGCUCAAAGAAAGCUGUCAUUCAAAGCUGCUGGAUCAGCUGCUGGAAUAUCUUCUGGUUUCAAUGCUGCUGUGGCGGGUUGUUUUUUUGCUAUAGAAUCAGUAUUGUGGCCAUCACCUGCAGAUUCAUCAUUAUCAUUGACGAAUACAACCUCAAUGGUCAUUCUUAGUGCUGUAUUAGCUUCUGUAGUGUCAGAAAUAGGCUUGGGCUCUGAACCUGCCUUUUCAAUCCCAGGUUAUGAUUUUCGUUCUCUAACAGAGUUACCACUUUAUCUUUUGCUUGGUAUUCUUUGUGGGUUGGUUUCGGUGGCAUUAUCUAGGUGCACAUCUAUUAUGCUGCUCGCAGUCAGCAACAUCCAACAGACCAUUGGCACACUAAAAUUAGUUUUCCCUGUAUUGGGUGGGCUCUCUGUUGGUCUUAUAGCAUUGGCAUAUCCAGAAAUUCUUUACUGGGGUUUUCAGAAUGUUGACAUUUUGUUAGAAUCUCGUCCAUUGGUUAAAGGUCUUUCCAUCGAUUUGUUGUUACAGCUGGUAGUUGUCAAAAUAGUAGCAACUUCAAUAUGUCGGGCCACUGGAUUGGUUGGAGGCUACUAUGCACCUUCUCUAUUUAUUGGUGCUGCUACAGGCAUGGCAUAUGGUAAAACUGUUGGCUUCAUCAUCACUCAAGCUAAUUCAAUAUCACAUAUCUCCUUCUUGGAUGUUGCUUCACCACAAGCAUAUGGCUUGGUUGGCAUGGCUGCCACUCUUGCCGGUGUAUGCCAGGUGCCUCUGACUGCAGUUCUGCUACUCUUUGAACUGACACAGGAUUAUCGGAUAGUUCUUCCCCUUUUAGGGGCUGUAGGGAUGUCAUCUUGGAUUACAUCCAGCCAGAUUAUGAGAAAGACCAUGGAAGAUGCCAAGAAAAUGGAAGAUGAUGGAAAACCAUAUAGAGGCCAACCACUGGAGACAUCUACAGUCCAGGCGAAUAUUCCUGCCUUUUCUGGCCCUGAUUCUCUAGAGCAGUUGCAGGUGAGCGACCUCUGUAAACUUGAGAGUUCUCUCUGCUUAAAUGAUUUUGAUGAUGACACAGGUGAUUGGGUAAAGAAGAUCAUUGUUUCACAAGCAAUGAGAACUGAUCACAUCACUGUUUUGAUGAGCUCUUUGCUUACGGAGGUUCUGUCUCUCAUGUUAGAUAAGAAGCAAUCAUGUGCUCUAAUAGUUGAUGAAAAUAAUUCCCUUAUUGGUCAGCUGGAUCUUGAUGAUAUCCAGCUAUAUGGCAGUGAGAAAAUAUCAAAAAUUCAGGGAAAGGAGGAUCUUGUAGUCUCUCAACUUUGUUCUUCUACUGACAUUGACUGCCGCGUAUUGUGGACGGUGACACCAAAUACAAGUCUUUUGUCUGCACAAACUCUUAUGGACAAACACAGUUUAAAUCAGCUACCCGUCGUUUUUGGGCAUGGUGAUCACCCUGUUGGCAUUUUAGACCGAGAAUGCAUCAAUAUUGUUUGCAGAGCAUUAGAAAUCAGAGAAUGCUUUUGCUCGUUGACCACACCUGAAAUGCCGAAGCAGUGAGAGCUUCAGAAGUCAUGGAUUAUUCUCUGGUGGAAACAUAUGUGGAACUCAGUUGAUCCCACUGACGGUUGUCUUAAUGCUUGAGUGCUUCUCAAUCCUGGUUACUGCUGGUUUCUGACCACGUCAAUAAAGUUAACUUCACUAAAGUUAGCUUGCAUCAUUGUGAUCACAAAUGCUUAGUAGUAUGAUUUACAUGCUACCUUUCAUCAGUCCGAAUGCAUUAUUAGUAUAUAUAGGCUCGGGCCAUGUAAAUAUUGUAACCAGUUUGUAUAUAGGCAGGCAGCUUGUGUACAAGAUGUCCAGCUUGUUGUUUUUUGUAUUCAUGUGACUAUGUGAGUGGAGGGUAGAUAAGUAGAUUGAGCUUUAGAAGGGUUGGGCAUGUUUACUGUUUGGGGACAAAACUGGAGAAAUAUUAUUAUGCAAAUUCUUUACAUAACAAGUUGG
Molecule: messenger RNA, 2781 nt
Organism: Cuscuta epithymum
Lineage: Eukaryota; Viridiplantae; Streptophyta; Magnoliopsida; Solanales; Convolvulaceae
Source: the annotation of a GenBank genome assembly